GAUUCUGACAAGAAAGAAGAGAAGAAACAUCAUCAUCAUCACAAACACAGUGAAAAAGACUCAAAAAAAUCGGACAAGAAAGACAAAAAAGAGAAGAAAGAGAAAAAGGUAACAUCCACUCAAGAGGACAAAGAACCUUCAAAAGAAGAAACCAAAGAAGUAGAGACUACAGAAGAGAAGAUUACUAAAAAGGACAAGAAAGAGAAAAAAGAGACUCAACCAAAUAAAUUGAAAGAAGAAGAAACCCCAAAUGAAGAAGUUGAUUCUUUUUUCCAAGAAGAGAAAAAAGAACCAACUAAAAAAAACCACCAAAGAAAAGGUGCUUGGACUGGUGGUAAAUUUGGAGACUUAAGUGGUGUUGGAGAAAACAUCGAUAGACGUAACAAGUCGAGAUACGCUGUUGACGCUUAUGGAGAUGUCGAGACUAUUCCAAACGCAGCGCGUACACUUCACCAGACCAAAGGAAAGGGUUUCCAGAAAUCGAAGACCAAAUUGAAAAAGUCCGAUUUCAAAGGAACUAUUGACGACACAGACGCUGGCAGUAGUUCAUUCUUCUUUUGA
Molecule: messenger RNA, 561 nt
Organism: Entamoeba invadens IP1
Lineage: Eukaryota; Evosea; Mastigamoebida; Endamoebidae
Exons: 1
Source: RefSeq, a predicted model, not a curated record